This is a messenger RNA of Pecten maximus, 2950 nucleotides long. RefSeq names its product myosin, essential light chain, adductor muscle-like. Gene Ontology annotation, cellular component: muscle myosin complex. Gene Ontology annotation, molecular function: calcium ion binding. Lineage: Eukaryota; Metazoa; Mollusca; Bivalvia; Pectinida; Pectinidae. Bases 281 to 757 code for a protein of 158 amino acids. The transcript has 5 exons. The record is from RefSeq and is a predicted model, not a curated record.
AGAAUUCUGCUGUACGAUUGUAGGGUGCGUUCGCAUGUGUCUGCCUUGGAGGCCCCGGUCUCGAUACAAUCCCUGCCGUGCUAUUAUAAACAGUUUGGUCCUCGGAAAUAAACUUUGAUAAACUGUUGACCAGUCUGCGUAAGUUUCGAACUCGCCGCUGGAGGAAGUUUUUAUCCAUAGACAGCCUUUGGGAGCGGGUGUGUGUGUGUUUGUAGGUGAGGCAAUAAUAUCGCCACUGGACUAAAGAUUUUAACCCGAGAAAAAACGGCAAAAAUUCAAAAUGUCUGCUGACGGAUGUAUGCCAGAUUUAGACGACAUGAAGGAUGUAUUUGACCUUUUCGAUUUCUGGGAUGGUCGAGACGGGCUAAUAGAUGCCUUUAAAGUAGGAGACCUUCUUCGAUGCUGUGGUCUUAACCCCACGGACACGCUAGUCAGAAAGACUGGCGGCACGAAAAAAAUGGGCGAGAAACAGUACUCUUUCGAAGAAUUUUUGCCAAUUGUUAAACAAAUUGUGAAAGAGAAGGACACAGGAACGAAAGCGGAGUUCAUGGAAGCCUUCAAAUCGUUCGACAGAGAGGGCAUGGGCUUCAUUUCCUUGGGAGAGGCACGCCACAUGUUAACAGCAAUAGGUGACCGAUUAGAAGAUAGAGAAUUGGACGACAUUUUAGAACUCACAGACAUACAAGCCGAUUUGGAUGGCAAUAUUAAAUAUGAAGAUUUUAUCCAGAAGGUGUUGGAUGGACCAAAGGGAUGUUAGAAUCAUUUAAUGCUACGCAGCCAGUGAACUGAAUGAUAACCAUGUUGAGACUUUGGAUACCGAGGCUACAUUUCGGAUUUUGUUCAUUAGUCGGCCGUAUUUCGUGGAAAAAAUGAUAAAAUCACAGACAAUAUUUUGCUUCAAAUAAUAUGGAUUGCAUUUGUGAUUAACGUUGCAUUUCGAAAAAAAGAAAUACAUUUACUAUAUCUAAUUUCUUGUUCCGCGAUAUUUGAAUUCUUGUUGACAAUAUCAGAUAGUACAAUACGACCAGGACUUUUUUUUCUGAAAAAUAAGUUGAUUAUGAUCUUAAAGAAAUUUAGUAUUUUCCUUGUCUUUUCUCAUUUUACCAACUGAACUACAGAAAAGAACAAAUAUCGGUUUCGGUUCGUCAACAUGAUGAUUGGCAAAAUGACAAUAGCAUCUUCUUAUUGGUUGGAAAAUGUUUUUUUUUCCUUUUCUUUUUUCUUUCUUUUUUAUUCGAAAAAGGAAAUUUAGCGGUAGCUAUCAUUCUAUCUAUAUAUUUUUCAGAUUUAAGACAAAUACCAAUUUUUAUACGACUCUCUUAUGAACAUUAUGUCUAAAGUUGGAACAUGAUUACCCAAAAACAACGAUGGAAAGCAGCCAUUAGCCAUUUUGCAUUAUGAUAUCUAAGAGAUUGGUAUAUCUUUAUUAUAUACAGUAUAUAUAGUAGCUUAUAUUAAAUGCAAAUUAGGAUUUAGAAAGAUGUCGUUAGUUUUCUGUUUUGAGAAGUGUCUUUAUACACUUUUACAUGUUUAUGCAUUGAUACGAUAUCUCAAUGUAAAUGUUAUUAUACAUAUAUAUAUAUAUAAUAUUUAUUUUAAAUGUCUUAAAGAGCCCUGCGCACUUGUAUAUAAUUACAAAUUUCUCAAUAAUAUUUUAAACAGACGGGAAAUCAGUGUUGGGCAUUUUUUUCUAUUUGUUUUAUGUGUGUAUAAAACGCUAUCUGCUUUGUCAGGUAUGUUGAAUGUGUUUAUCACACCUAGAAUAGAAAAUCAACCAUAUUUUUGUAUAAACCACGCGCGCAAAAAUCACAUUGAUUUUGUGUUCUCGGCGUUUGGUGUAUUCUAUGCUGACAUUCAAUCAGGCGUGCAGAGGAAAACGAAACAAGGUUUAACUUUAUAUGGCCAUGCGUUUCGUCAUUUAGACCUAUUAAUUAAUUAUACAGUUACUGUAAAAUGAUUAAUUUUCAUGAGUUUUAUAUUUUCCUUUAUUCUGUGGGUUCUCUAGUGAUGAGUUCAUGUGUCCAAAAAUUACUUAGAUAUUCAGCAUUUUAUAUGGAUUCAUUGCCAUGAUUUAGUCUGCAAAUAAAGUAUGAAAUUAUGUUUUUGACACCACCGAAUUUUAAAAUGAACGAAAAGACCUGAUUUUACAGCAAUUCGUGUAAGAAAUGAUGCCAUGCAAUAAGUUUUUUUUUUAAAUCAAUACACUGAAGCGAUCAUAUUUCAAUUCAAGAACAAUAUGUCAGACUGUUUUUUCUCACUUUUCUAUAUUUAGGUUCGACUUUAUGUUAUAUAUUAUUAUCUUUUACUUAUACAAUUUCAGCUCAACAGUAUUAUUUCGUUUUGACAUAUGUUAUCAUACUCGCUAUCAAAGAAACGCCAAUUUGUUUAAUCCAGACAAAUUAUUUUUAAUAAAACAUUUUUUUUUUCCAUUUUGCGCUGUUUUAUCAUUUUAUGUUCAUUCAUAUUUUCUUAGAUUCUUAUUUUGACUUCUUAUUAGUGUAUCCUUAUUUAAGAAAACAAAACAGACAACUGUAAAUGGCGCCUUGUAUUUCUGAGGAGUUGAUAAAAUAUUUCCCUGCUAUUUCAUCCUAACUGGAACAUCUUAUUUGUUUAAAAACUUGUCUUUCAGAAAUUGAAUACAAUGGAAUGUUCUGAAAGAAAGCACAUUUUGGAUACAAUAUUUGCUUACUGCAAUUUACAUAUUUUAUUGAUAACAGUUCACACACAUAUAUUACAAUCACAAACAAAUAGUGUGUAUCUUUCAUAGACAGUAUGUAUUUAAAUGGUCAAUUUUAUUAGAAUUUACGAAACUACGGUUUGAAUGUUUUCUACAUAUCUAUACCGACGUUUUUGCAAUACAAUACAAAUUACUUGUAGAUGUAGGUGCUUUAGUUGUCAAUAGCAACAUUCCUAUUUUAAUGUUUGUCUGCAAAAUAAACUGAAAACUGUA